CCUUCCCUUCUGCUGGGCCUCAGGUGAGACUGCAGCUCCAGUCAUCAUCUUGAUUGCAGCCCACAGAAACUACCAACCCACAGAAACUGCAUAUGCAAAGAUCAUGUUCACUCCUGGCUGGAUAAUUCAUUCUUUCUUUGUGAAAUAGCUGUGGCAGAGGGAGCCAUAAAUAAAAUAAAGCCUCCUAAACAAAGGUUUGCUUUAAUCUGUUCAUAUUGACAAUAUCUAGUAAAUUCUGAUAUUUCAAACAACUCACCAUAACGGGUAUAGAUCUGGGUUUUUAAGAAAUUGACAUGAUUUAUCCAGACACAUUUGUGGGUUUUCUUUGAAAUAGUAGAGCUUUACUGACUAUGACACUUUGCAUUUUAAAGAAAUUUCAUUGCUUUCUCUUGUGUGUCAUAGAUAAUUUUUAUAUAACUGAAUUGUGAUUCUCCAGUAGAUAAAUGGACAAGAAACAUAAACAUAUAAUUCUCAAAAGAGAAAACACAAAGCAAAAACGGCUAAUUAACAUAUGUUCAGUGCAUAUAUUCAGUCUCAUUAGUGAUGAAAGAAAUACAAAUUUAAGAAAUAUGUCAUGGUGACUUACCUCCUUGUUGACACGAGCAAAGGUAAAAGCAACAGGAAUACAGAAGACUGGCUAGAGAGCAGUUAGAUGGGCCUGUCACCUACUGAGGAAGGUUGGAGACAGGUGGAUUCCCUGGGUUCUGUAAGGCUGCAAGAACUGGAAACAUGCUCAGGUUACCUUAGACAGCAGUAUCUUGUGAAAUAAAUGCCUGAGGGAGGGAAAAUGGGAAACAUGUGAUCAGUCCUCGUGGCACCUAGAAUGUUCUUCAGGAUCCACAAUUCUAGAAGUUCAAGGGCAGCUGUGGUCACUCAACUUGCUUGAGUUGUUCCUACAGAAUCUGGCAUACAUUGCUCGCUCCCAUAGUGCUCUGUUGUAUGGUAAUACAGGACUCUCUCUGAAGACUGACUCCAACUGGCUAAAUCAAAAAGGAAAGCAUUGGUCCUCUUGAAUGGAAGGUCUAAGGACAGGAUUUGCUCAGGACAGCUGGAGCUGAGGGCUUUAGUGGAGGUAUUCUCUGUCUCUGUCAGCCCUGCUGUCCUUUGAACUGGCUUCACUUUAAAGCAGGCUUUUUCCAUGUGGUGGCCCCUGGUAGGUCACUUCACAUCUCUAAUCCUGUUUCCUCAUUCUAGAAAAAUGGAGCUACUAGCCACCUGCAUAAGUACAAUGUGAGGAUCCCAUGAGAUAGACUAUAUGUAAAUGCUUUCAAGCUGCCACAUUUCAGAGGACUUUAUUAUUUGAUAUGAGCUCAGUGGCCUGUUUUGGAACAGUCUUUAACAUGGCAUCUGUACCGUCUUCCCUGUUUCUGAUUAUUAAUAAGAUGGUAUUGCUUUUGUUAAGCAAGCCUGCUCUGCAACUUGGCACAGAGGGGGAAAAAAGUCAUCCUCUUUAUCAAGAAUAUCAAGAAUGAGGGGCAUUAUUAUUUUUUUUUAAAUUGGCAUUUAAAAAAAUUAAGUUCUAAGGCCCUGGGAGCCUAUGGAAGAGUCUCAAGGACCACAAUGUGUGUGGAAGGGCCGGAUAGCAGUGGGCAAGGCUGACUGGGUGGAGCUGCCCUGUUUAAUAAGAGCAGGCCUGCUUUUGUCUGUUUUCUACACCAUGAUUCUGGAUGAGAUUUUACAUCAAAAAGGAGAGUGGUAAUAUGAUUAAAAUAGGAGCAGCUUUGGCAGCAAAACAGAAGAAAUGAGCCAAACGCUGACAUUAAUUGACUAAAAGCUAAUGAAAGCAGAACUGAAUCAAUCAAUUACAGCAAAAUUGAACAUCACUUGACAAUAUCUAGAAUUCAAUAUUUUUUAAGUAGAUCAGUAAUAGCUCAAAGUGGUAUGUAUUUCAUUGGCCUAGGCCUGAAAUUCUCCUCAUUCCUCUGGCUCACCUCUGGGACUAAGGACACUGAGAAGCCUCUGCAAUGGAUGGGCUCAACCGGCCAACCAGCCCUCCUACACUAUAUGGUAUACAAUAUUAGUGUUUACCAACCCCUCCUUGUUCUGGCCAAUGCAAUGUGAGUAGAAUUAGUGUGUGUUUUCUCUUUGACUCUGAGCAAGUUGCCGACCUGUCUCAUUUUUCUCAUCUAUAAAGCAUAAUAUCUACAUUACAGGGUUGCUGAAGAGAUCAAAUUAUAAACACACACAUGCACACAUAGCUAGCAUUUAACAGUAUCUAACAGUUGGUAGGGAAUCAAUAAACCUAGGUACCCUUUCUCUCUGUUCCCUUCCUUCUAACCAUUUCUAAGCUCGGUAAUGUGCUGUUUUGAUCUCACAGGCUCUAGAACUAGGACUCCUUAAAGUCCUUACUCCAAGGUCUGUGUCCUCUACAUCCCUGCUAGGGCUUUGAAACUAGAAGUGAAUGCUGCCAAAUCCUCUGACUUAUCGCUCUUUGUAGUGCACUUCAACUCUAAAGACGAAAUCACGGCCAGGGCGACAGGCUAAAGUCUGAGUCAGGGUGAGCUUUUGGGGAAACGGCGUGGAGCGGGUGGUGGUGUCAGCUCUCUCCUCGCCUACACUUCAGCUCCUUUCUGCCCACAUCCAUUCAGGGCAUUGCCCUGUUUGUCUCCUCAGCUGUCUUCUGUAUUAACCUCCAGCCUGUUGGGUGCAUUCAGUUCUGCCAGCUGGACUUUCAAUAUGUAUUUAAAAAGACACAUAAACAAAAAACAAAAACAAAAACAAAAAAACUUUACUAGAAGCCAAAGGAAAACCAUCAUAUUCAAAAAUAUAAAUAUAAAAGCAAAGAAAUGCAUACAUUUACUGGACAAAGAGGUCUCAUCUUGAGUAAACUGGGAGCACUCCGAGAUGUCUGGAGGUCUUGGAGGCUACACGCUAUCCAUUGAUACCUCCUGUCAAAUUCUGAACAUGCAGAAAUUACCAGAUCUCAAAGUCCUCAUUUCUUGUUGAAUUUUAGUGAAAAAAACUUCCCUGGAUCCCACCGUAGUUGAGUCUUGGAACAGGGUGUUAAUCUUUAUAUUAUAAAAUGUCCUUGACUAGAGAUAAUAGGCAGUAUGAAACAUUAUAUUUUUAAAAAGGAAACAUAAUAUUGAAAAAAAAAGAGAAAUACUGUUGCAGUGACUUGGAAUCCCCAGUUCUCAAAGGGAAGAAGGCCAAUAAAGAAGUGGGAGAAGAAAGUCUGAGAACCGCAUGAAAAGGGUCCUGUUCCCACUAGGACCAUGGUCCACUCACCAAAUUAUCAGAGACGUUUGAACCAGAGCAACUCCAUCUUGAAUAGGAGCUGGGUAAAAUAAGGCUGAGACCUACUGGGCUACACUCCCAGGAGGUUAGACAUUCUAAGUCACAGAAUGAGAUAGAAGGUAGGCACAAGACACAGGUCAUAAAGACCUUGCUGAUAAAACAGGUUGCAGUAAGGAAGCUGGCCAAAACCCACCAAAACCAGGAUGGCAAUGAGAGUGUCCUCUGGUCGUCACUGCUACGGUCUCACCAGCUCCAUGACAGUUUACAAAUGCCACUGCAACGUCGGGAAGCUACCCUAUAUGGUCUAAAAAGGGGAGGCAUGAAUAAUUUCCCCCGCUUAGCAUAUAAUCAAGAAAUAACCCUAAAAAUGGACAACCAACAGCCCUUGGGGGUGCUCUGCCUAUGAGUAGCCAUUCUUUUAUUCCUUUAGUUUCUUAAUUACUUGCUUUCACUUUACUCCAUGGACUCCCCUCAAAUUCUUUCUUGCGCAAAAUCCAAGAACCCUCUCUUGGGGUCUGGAUCGGGACCCAUUUUCGGUAAUAAACUUGUAGCAUUUGGUGUUUUAAUGUUUGUGUUUUCUUGACUUGUUACCUCAUUUAGCCUCAACUGUUUAAAGAUGGUCUUUUUGGCCAUUUUAUUCAGCUUUAAUUGUUCUAAGGGGAGUGAAGAAAUGGUCAUUUACUUUGAAAAAUCAGAGGGAACGUGUUGAUGCGGGAAGCAGCUAAUCCUUGGGGUACAGUGGCCCUUGGUAGUGCAGGAAAGUCCUGGGGGCCACCUCUAACCCACCUUCCUCCUCUACAGCAUCUCCCACUGUAGUCAUUCUCUACCGAAGCCCCAGAAGGUGCGGCACUUUGCCACGACAGAGUACUGGGUUCAUGUUUCUUUCCGAGGCGGGCCAAGAGCUCUCAGCCCACUGGCAGUGGCGAGAUGACGGACACCCAGCGAGUCCAAUGGGCGUCGAACGCGUCUAGGCUUGGUGGACUUGUCAGCGCCUGCCUGGCUUCGGUCCCCAACUUGAGCACCGGCCCUUUCCUGCAUGCCCCUAACCCUCGCAACGCUAAACAGUGAAAAAAAAAAAAAGACAAAAACAAAAAGCAUCUCAACACACACACACACACACACACACACACACACACACACACACACACACACACACACACACACACACACACACACGGAUCCGCGUUCAGAAAGGCGUGCACUUCCUACGCCUGAUCCCCCGCAUCGCAACCUCGCAGCUUCCCCGGCGUGCAGCGCUCAUUUACCAAUUCCCUUCCUGGGAGUUGCGGCUUCCCUCGCUCGGCCCCACUCCCGUUUACCCUUUCCCCAGCUCCCGCCUUAGCCAGGGGCUUCCCCGCCUGCCGCUAGGGCUCGGGCCGAAGCGCCGCUCAGCGCCAGCCUGCCGCUCCCCGGGCUCCACUUUCACUUUCGGUCCUGGGGGAGCUAGGCCGGCGGCAGUGGUGGUGGCGGCGGCGCAAGGGUGAGGGCGGCCCCAGAACCCCAGGUAGGUAGAGCAAGAAGAUGGUGUUUCUGCCCCUCAAAUGGUCCCUUGCAACCAUGUCAUUUCUACUUUCCUCACUGUUGGCUCUCUUAACUGUGUCCACUCCUUCAUGGUGUCAGAGCACUGAAGCAUCUCCAAAACGUAGUGAUGGGACACCAUUUCCUUGGAAUAAAAUACGACUUCCUGAGUACGUCAUCCCAGUUCAUUAUGAUCUCUUGAUCCAUGCAAACCUUACCACGCUGACCUUCUGGGGAACCACGAAAGUAGAAAUCACAGCCAGUCAGCCCACCAGCACCAUCAUCCUGCAUAGUCACCACCUGCAGAUAUCUAGGGCCACCCUCAGGAAGGGAGCUGGAGAGAGGCUAUCGGAAGAACCCCUGCAGGUCCUGGAACACCCCCGUCAGGAGCAAAUUGCACUGCUGGCUCCCGAGCCCCUCCUUGUCGGGCUCCCGUACACAGUUGUCAUUCACUAUGCUGGCAAUCUUUCGGAGACUUUCCACGGAUUUUACAAAAGCACCUACAGAACCAAGGAAGGGGAACUGAGGAUACUAGCAUCAACACAAUUUGAACCCACUGCAGCUAGAAUGGCCUUUCCCUGCUUUGAUGAACCUGCCUUCAAAGCAAGUUUCUCAAUCAAAAUUAGAAGAGAGCCAAGGCACCUAGCCAUCUCCAAUAUGCCAUUGGUGAAAUCUGUGACUGUUGCUGAAGGACUCAUAGAAGACCAUUUUGAUGUCACUGUGAAGAUGAGCACCUAUCUGGUGGCCUUCAUCAUUUCAGAUUUUGAGUCUGUCAGCAAGAUAACCAAGAGUGGAGUCAAGGUUUCUGUUUAUGCUGUGCCAGACAAGAUAAAUCAAGCAGAUUAUGCACUGGAUGCUGCGGUGACUCUUCUAGAAUUUUAUGAGGAUUAUUUCAGCAUACCGUAUCCCCUACCCAAACAAGAUCUUGCUGCUAUUCCCGACUUUCAGUCUGGUGCUAUGGAAAACUGGGGACUGACAACAUAUAGAGAAUCUGCUCUGUUGUUUGAUGCAGAAAAGUCUUCUGCAUCAAGUAAGCUUGGCAUCACAAUGACUGUGGCCCAUGAACUGGCUCACCAGUGGUUUGGGAACCUGGUCACUAUGGAAUGGUGGAAUGAUCUUUGGCUAAAUGAAGGAUUUGCCAAAUUUAUGGAGUUUGUGUCUGUCAGUGUGACCCAUCCUGAACUGAAAGUUGGAGAUUAUUUCUUUGGCAAAUGUUUUGACGCAAUGGAGGUAGAUGCUUUAAAUUCCUCACACCCUGUGUCUACACCUGUGGAAAAUCCUGCUCAGAUCCGGGAGAUGUUUGAUGAUGUUUCUUAUGAUAAGGGAGCUUGUAUUCUGAAUAUGCUAAGGGAGUAUCUUAGUGCUGACGCAUUUAAAAGUGGUAUUGUACAGUAUCUCCAGAAGCAUAGCUAUAAAAAUACAAAAAACGAGGACCUGUGGGAUAGUAUGGCAAGUAUUUGCCCUACAGAUGGUGUAAAAGGGAUGGAUGGCUUUUGCUCUAGAAGUCAACAUUCAUCUUCAUCCUCACAUUGGCAUCAGGAAGGGGUGGAUGUGAAAACCAUGAUGAACACUUGGACACUGCAGAAGGGUUUUCCCCUAAUAACCAUCACAGUGAGGGGGAGGAAUGUACACAUGAAGCAAGAGCACUACAUGAAGGGCUCUGACGGCGCCCCGGACACUGGGUACCUGUGGCAUGUUCCAUUGACAUUCAUCACCAGCAAAUCCGACAUGGUCCAUCGAUUUUUGCUAAAAACAAAAACAGAUGUGCUCAUCCUCCCAGAAGAGGUGGAAUGGAUCAAAUUUAAUGUGGGCAUGAAUGGCUAUUACAUUGUGCAUUACGAGGAUGAUGGAUGGGACUCUUUGACUGGCCUUUUAAAAGGAACACACACAGCAGUCAGCAGUAAUGAUCGGGCGAGUCUCAUUAACAAUGCAUUUCAGCUCGUCAGCAUUGGGAAGCUGUCCAUUGAAAAGGCCUUGGAUUUAUCCCUGUACUUGAAACAUGAAACUGAAAUUAUGCCCGUGUUUCAAGGUUUGAAUGAGCUGAUUCCUAUGUAUAAGUUAAUGGAGAAAAGAGAUAUGAAUGAAGUGGAAACUCAAUUCAAGGCCUUCCUCAUCAGGCUGCUAAGGGACCUCAUUGAUAAGCAGACAUGGACAGACGAGGGCUCAGUCUCAGAGCGAAUGCUGCGGAGUCAACUACUACUCCUCGCCUGUGUGCACAACUAUCAGCCGUGCGUACAGAGGGCAGAAGGCUAUUUCAGAAAGUGGAAGGAAUCCAAUGGAAACUUGAGCCUGCCUGUCGACGUGACCUUGGCAGUGUUUGCUGUGGGGGCCCAGAGCACAGAAGGCUGGGAUUUUCUUUAUAGUAAAUAUCAGUUUUCUUUGUCCAGUACUGAGAAAAGCCAAAUUGAAUUUGCCCUCUGCAGAACCCAAAAUAAGGAAAAGCUUCAAUGGCUACUAGAUGAAAGCUUUAAGGGAGAUAAAAUAAAAACUCAGGAGUUUCCACAAAUUCUUACACUCAUUGGCAGGAACCCAGUAGGAUACCCACUGGCCUGGCAAUUUCUGAGGAAAAACUGGAACAAACUUGUACAAAAGUUUGAACUUGGCUCAUCUUCCAUAGCCCACAUGGUAAUGGGUACAACAAAUCAAUUCUCCACAAGAACACGGCUUGAAGAGGUAAAAGGAUUCUUCAGCUCUUUGAAAGAAAAUGGUUCUCAGCUCCGUUGUGUCCAACAGACAAUUGAAACCAUUGAAGAAAACAUCGGUUGGAUGGAUAAGAAUUUUGAUAAAAUCAGAGUGUGGCUGCAAAGUGAAAAGCUUGAACGUUCUCUAUAUCAUCGUUUGAUUCAUUCUACAGUUUAAAAAUUGUAAGGGCCAGGCGCAGUGGCUCAAGCCUGUAAUCCCAGUACUUUGGGAGGUAGAGGUUGGCAGAUCACUUGAGCCCAAGAGCUCGAGACCAGCCUGGCAACAUGGCGAAACCCCCUCUCUACAAAAAAAUACAAAAAUUAGCUGGGUGUGGUGGUGCACGCCUGUAGUCCCAGCUACUCAGGAAGCUAAGGUAGGAGGAUUGCUUGAGCCCAGGAAGCAGAGAUCGCAGUAAGCUGAGAUCACACCACUGCACUCCAGCCUGGGCUAUAGAGUAAGACCCUGUUACAAGACAGACCGAUAGAUAGAUCAAUCAAUAAAUAAAACUUAUAUGUAUGUACACAUACACACACACACAUUUCAAAGAGUGAAAUGUGAAAAAGCACAGUACCUUUGCUGUGUUCUGUGAGGUUUCUGUAGUGGAGGGACAGCUGUCCAGAUCUCCUGAGAGAGCAUCAAUGGGGUCUUGGUCAUCUGCAGGUUUCUGAGAUAUGAGUAGAAAUAACCAUCAGUGAAGAAGCAGAAGGCAAAAUGCAAUAUGGGGUCUUUUCCCACAUCACUUACAAAUAAAAGAUGUUUCUAUAAGAAAAAAA
This is a messenger RNA of Homo sapiens (human), 8210 nucleotides long. It is a transcript of the gene ERAP1, whose product is annotated as endoplasmic reticulum aminopeptidase 1. Gene Ontology annotation, cellular component: peptidase complex; cytoplasm; endoplasmic reticulum membrane. Gene Ontology annotation, molecular function: aminopeptidase activity; peptidase activity; zinc ion binding. Lineage: Eukaryota; Metazoa; Chordata; Mammalia; Primates; Hominidae. The record is from RefSeq and is a predicted model, not a curated record. The transcript has 21 exons. Bases 4759 to 7614 code for a protein of 951 amino acids. Gene Ontology annotation, biological process: antigen processing and presentation of endogenous peptide antigen via MHC class I; proteolysis; regulation of blood pressure.